Molecule: messenger RNA, 1371 nt
Organism: Eimeria acervulina
Lineage: Eukaryota; Apicomplexa; Conoidasida; Eucoccidiorida; Eimeriidae
Product: diacylglycerol kinase, putative
Exons: 8
Coding region: 1-1371 (456 amino acids)
Molecular function (GO): ATP-dependent diacylglycerol kinase activity
Source: RefSeq, a predicted model, not a curated record
AUGCACCGGCAAACUCUAAACCCAGACAGCACAACAACAGUGCCCCAGAGGGCCUCUUCAAGGCAUUCAGGGGCCUCUUUAGGGCCCCCAGAGGUCUCUUUAGGGCCCCCACGGGGCUCUUCAGUGCCCAGUAGCAACCCCUCUUCAGGGGCCCCCACUUCAGGCCCCGCAGGGCAGGAUCAGACGAGUCUUUCGGGGGGGGCCCCCCAGGGGCCCCCAGGGGAAGAACACGAUGCCCGCGGGCAUCUCGCAUCUCCUUCUCCGCAGCAAGUCUCAUGGCAUACACCUCAGGAGUCGUCGAUACAGCUGGGCCCCUCAUUUUCUGCUGCACCAGAGGCAGCAGCAGGAGCUGCAGCAGGAGCAGCAAGACGUGCUGUAGCCGAGAGUGCAGCAGCAGCAACCGCAGCAGGGGAAGCGGCCGCUGCAGCCGCAGCAGCAGCGGCAGCAGACGCCGCAGCAGCCAAGACUGCGGCAGCAGCUGUAGCAGCACUAGAAGCAGCAGAAGAAGGAGAUGCUGCUCUUAAUCAUGUCUUUAUAUUUACUAACCCUACGAGCGGAGGCAACAAAGCGGCUGCCUUUACGCGAACCGCCGUCUCGCGUUUAACUCUGAGGGAGCCCUUUAAGGUGAAGGUGAUUAUUCAUGAUAUAAGAGAGGGAGCAAGCGGCAGCAAGCCAGGCUUUUUGCUGCUGAAGGCUGUUGCAGAGAGGGUACAAGGCACCAGCAGCAGCAGCAGCAGCAGCAGCAGCAGCAGCAGCGCCGAACAACACCCAACUCAACAAACCAUUCGCGUUCUCGUAGCAGGAGGAGACGGCACUGUGAUGUGGUGUUUAGAAGAAAUGCAAAAGACAGGGGUCCCUCCUCAUGUCUGUGCAGUAGGAGUUGUACCCUAUGGGACAGGCGCUGCAGGCAACGACUUCGCCAAUGCGUUUGGGUGGCGGCCGUUCAACGCUGCGAAUCCUUUCGACUCCUCACUGCACACGCUGCGCAGCAUCGUAGAGCACAGCAUGAAGGCGCGCGUUGUCUAUCAUGACCUAGUUCAGUGCUUAGAUUGUAGGGAAGUGGUGAAGGUGGAGGGGGAGCCAGUUGAGUGUUUAGGGUUUACAAUGAGUAAUUAUUUCAGCAUGGGCGUUGAAAGCCGCAUUGGGCGAGGGUUUGACAGACACCGCACGAAGUCUCAGGUCUUCAACAAAAUGCGCUACGGCAUUGAAGGCUUUAAGAAGACAUUUCUAACUCGAACUAAAAGCAUCAAUGAUAUUAUCAAACACCUGCGUGCGCUGCUGCAAGUGCCGCAGCAAAUGGGCGACGAGUGUUUAGAGUUUAUGACAUUUCGCGAUAUCCCCUCGUUGGGGCUGGAGUUUGUAUGUCUCUAA